AUGGAACAUCAAAUAUCGCUAUUCGUUUGCCUAAUUUUAUGCGGACCACUUUUCGCGUGCACUGCGACUAGUGGAGCAUCGCCAAUCGCGACAACGACCGAUGUGCCAAUGACGUGUACAGCGAACCAGAUAAUUUUCGGUUCAAGGAAUGACCACUUCAUCGACGUUUAUUACAAAGACUAUGUUGUCGACAGCGACGGAAACGCCUCGAUGACGGUUGGAUGUAUGGCUGACGCCAAUCAUAACACCUAUAUGAUAUUUAAUGACGGACUAGGAGGACCAACGGACAACCAAGAUUUUCCUCAGACAAUUGAGAUCACGCUCUCCUGCGUCGACCAAGUUUGGAAUUAUGUCGUCGUCGUUGAUGGCGUCUCGUAUUCUCAGCCAAUAACGCAAAUCGACUGCCAACAAUCACCCAAUUAA
Caenorhabditis bovis is the source of this 423-nucleotide messenger RNA. Lineage: Eukaryota; Metazoa; Nematoda; Chromadorea; Rhabditida; Rhabditidae. The record is from the annotation of a GenBank genome assembly.